Molecule: messenger RNA, 6550 nt
Organism: Camelus dromedarius (Arabian camel)
Lineage: Eukaryota; Metazoa; Chordata; Mammalia; Artiodactyla; Camelidae
Gene: JAK2
Product: Janus kinase 2
Exons: 25
Coding region: 635-4027 (1130 amino acids)
Biological process (GO): regulation of apoptotic process; erythrocyte differentiation; cell surface receptor signaling pathway via JAK-STAT
Cellular component (GO): cytosol; cytoskeleton; membrane
Molecular function (GO): ATP binding; histone binding; non-membrane spanning protein tyrosine kinase activity
Source: RefSeq, a predicted model, not a curated record
CCGCCCCACCCCCUCCCGGCUCGGAGGCGGCCUCAGUCAGCCGCGAACGGGCCGCGGGACUGGAGGGCAACUGGGAGGCUGAGUCCGGCGCGAAUAGGGCCCUGCGGCGUUGAGAAGAUGGUGUGCCUCGGUAGAGGGUGGGGACGACGACUGUGACGGGCUUCCCAGCUUCCCGAAGUGGGAGUGGUGUGCGCUGCAGGAAGAGAGAGGAAGAGCAGAAGGGGGCAGCAGCGCCCGCCGCUAACGGCCUCCCUGGGCGCUGACAGGCUGGGCCGGCGCCCGGCUGGUUCGGGAGUUCGCGCCGCCGCCUCGGCCGUUGGGCGCCUGGGCCCGGACUUGCGGCGCGUGUUGGGGCGGAGGGCUGCUGCCUCCGCGCAGGAAGAGCUCUAGUCCUUGCUGCCGAGGGAUGUGAGUGGGAGCCGAGCCCGCACGGGAGGGCCCCAGAGGGCCCAGCCGGGCGGACGCAAGAACCCUUGCCCGCUCCCGGGGCUUCGCAGAUAUUGGCCGACCCGAGGCGCAGGAUUUUGGAAGCAGGCAAGGGAAGAAGAUGUGAUCUGUUUCUCUUCUGCAGAAAAAGAGGCCCUUCUUCCCCUUCCCGCGAAGGCAAAUUUUCUGAAGAAGACUCUGCUUGGGAAUGGCUUGCCUUACAAUGACAGAAAUGGAAGGAACAUCUGCAUCCCCUAUACAUCAGAAUGGUGAUAUUCCUGGAAAUGCUAAUUCUGUGAAGGAAAUAGAUCCAGUCCUACAGGUGUAUCUUUAUCAUUCCCUUGGGAAAGCUGAGGGAGAGUAUCUAAAGUUUCCACCUGGGGAGUACGUUGCAGAAGAAAUUUGUGUUGCUGCUUCUAAAGCUUGUGGAAUCACACCUGUGUAUCAUAGUAUGUUUGCUUUAAUGAGUGAAACAGAAAGGAUCUGGUACCCACCCAACCAUGUCUUCCAUAUAGAUGAAUCAACCAAGCACAGUGUACUCUACAGAAUCAGAUUUUACUUUCCCUACUGGUAUUGUAAUGGCAGCAACAGAACCUAUCGGCAUGGAAUAUCUCGAGGUGCUGAAGCUCCUCUUCUUGACGACUUUGUCAUGUCUUACCUUUUUGCUCAGUGGCGGCAUGAUUUUUUGCAUGGAUGGAUAAAAGUACCUGUGACUCAUGAAACACAGGAAGAAUGUCUUGGGAUGGCGGUAUUAGAUAUGAUGAGAAUAGCUAAAGAAAAGGAUCAAACUCCACUGGACAUCUAUAGCUCUAUCAGCUACAAGACAUUCUUACCAAAAUGUGUCCGAGCAAAGAUCCAGGACUAUCAUAUUUUGACAAGGAAGCGAAUAAGGUACAGAUUUCGCCGAUUUAUUGAGCAGUUCAGCCAUUGCAAAGCCACUGCCAGAAACUUGAAACUUAAGUAUCUUAUAAAUCUGGAAACUCUUCAGUCUGCCUUCUACACAGAGCAAUUUGAAGUAAAAGAACCUGGAAGAGGUCCUUCAGGUGAGGAGAUUUUUGCAACCAUUGUAAUAACUGGAAACGGUGGAAUUCAGUGGUCAAGAGGGAAACAUAAAGAAAGUGAGACACUGACAGAACAGGGUUUACAGUUAUAUUGUGAUUUUCCUGAUAUUAUUGAUGUCAGUAUUAAACAAGCAAACCAAGAAGGCUCAAAUGAAAGCAGAAUUGUAACUAUUCAUAAGCAAGAUGGUAAAAGUCUGGAAAUUGAACUUAGCUCAUUAAGUGAAGCUUUGUCUUUUGUGUCUUUAAUUGACGGAUAUUAUAGAUUAACUGCAGAUGCACAUCAUUAUCUUUGUAAAGAAGUAGCACCUCCAAUGGUACUUGAAAAUAUACAAAGCAACUGUCAUGGCCCAAUUUCAAUGGAUUUUGCUAUCAGUAAACUGAAGAAAGCAGGUAAUCAGACUGGACUCUAUGUACUUCGAUGCAGUCCUAAGGAUUUUAAUAAAUAUUUUCUGACUUUUGCUGUUGAGCGAGAAAAUGUCAUUGAAUAUAAGCACUGUUUGAUUACAAAAAAUGAGAAUGGAGAAUACAACCUCAGUGGUACUAAGAAGAACUUCAAUAAUCUUAAAGAUCUUUUGAAUUGCUACCAGAUGGAAACUGUUCGCUCAGACAGUAUCAUCUUCCAGUUUACUAAAUGCUGUCCCCCAAAGCCAAAAGAUAAAUCAAACCUUCUGGUCUUCAGAACCAAUGGUAUUUCUGAUAUACCAACCUCACCAACAUUACAGAGACAUAAUAAUGUGAACCAAAUGGUGUUCCACAAAAUCAGAAAUGAAGAUUUGAUGUUUAAUGAAAGCCUUGGCCAAGGUACUUUUACAAAAAUUUUUAAAGGCGUAAGAAGGGAAGUAGGAGACUACGGUCAACUGCAUGAAACAGAAGUUCUUUUAAAAGUUCUGGAUAAAGCACAUAGAAACUAUUCAGAGUCUUUCUUUGAAGCAGCAAGCAUGAUGAGCCAGCUUUCUCACAAACAUCUGGUUUUAAAUUAUGGAGUAUGUGUCUGUGGAGAGGAGAAUAUUCUGGUUCAGGAGUUUGUAAAAUUUGGAUCACUAGAUACAUAUCUGAAAAAGAAUAAAAAUUCUAUAAAUAUAUUAUGGAAACUUGAAGUGGCUAAACAGUUGGCGUGGGCCAUGCAUUUUCUAGAAGAAAAAACCCUUAUUCAUGGAAAUGUGUGUGCCAAAAAUAUUCUUCUUAUCAGAGAAGAAGACAGGAAGACAGGAAAUCCUCCUUUCAUCAAACUUAGUGAUCCUGGCAUUAGUAUUACAGUUUUGCCAAAGGACAUUCUGCAGGAGAGAAUACCAUGGGUACCACCUGAAUGCAUUGAAAAUCCUAAAAAUCUAAACUUAGCAACAGACAAAUGGAGUUUUGGUACCACUUUGUGGGAAAUCUGCAGUGGAGGAGAUAAGCCUCUGAGUGCUUUGGAUUCUCAAAGAAAGCUACAAUUUUAUGAAGAUAGGCACCAACUUCCUGCACCAAAGUGGACAGAAUUAGCAAAUCUUAUUAAUAAUUGUAUGGAUUAUGAACCAGAUUUUAGACCUUCUUUCAGAGCCAUCAUUCGAGAUCUUAACAGUUUGUUUACUCCAGAUUAUGAACUAUUAACAGAAAAUGACAUGUUACCAAAUAUGAGGAUAGGUGCCCUAGGGUUUUCUGGUGCUUUUGAAGACCGAGACCCUACACAAUUUGAAGAGAGACACUUGAAAUUUCUACAGCAACUUGGCAAGGGUAAUUUUGGGAGUGUGGAGAUGUGCCGGUAUGACCCUCUACAAGACAAUACUGGGGAGGUGGUAGCUGUUAAAAAGCUCCAGCACAGUACUGAAGAGCACCUCAGAGACUUUGAAAGGGAAAUUGAAAUCCUUAAAUCCUUGCAGCAUGACAACAUUGUAAAGUACAAGGGAGUGUGCUACAGUGCUGGCCGGCGUAAUCUAAGAUUAAUUAUGGAAUAUUUACCAUAUGGAAGUUUACGAGAGUAUCUCCAAAAACAUAAAGAACGGAUAGAUCAUAAAAAACUUCUGCAGUACACAUCUCAGAUAUGCAAGGGCAUGGAAUAUCUUGGUACAAAAAGGUAUAUCCACAGAGAUCUGGCAACAAGGAAUAUAUUGGUGGAGAAUGAAAACAGAGUUAAAAUAGGAGAUUUUGGUUUAACCAAAGUCUUGCCACAAGACAAAGAAUACUACAAGGUGAAAGAACCUGGUGAAAGUCCUAUAUUCUGGUAUGCACCAGAAUCACUGACAGAGAGCAAGUUUUCUGUGGCUUCAGAUGUUUGGAGCUUUGGAGUGGUUCUGUAUGAACUUUUCACAUAUAUUGAGAAAAGUAAAAGCCCACCAGCGGAAUUUAUGCGUAUGAUUGGCAAUGACAAACAAGGACAGAUGAUUGUGUUUCAUUUGAUAGAACUUCUGAAGAAUAAUGGAAGAUUACCAAGACCAGAUGGAUGCCCAGACGAGAUUUAUGUAAUCAUGACAGAAUGCUGGAACAAUAAUGUAAAUCAGCGCCCCUCUUUCAGAGAUCUAGCUUUUCGAGUUGAUCAAAUAAGGGACAACAUGGCUGGAUGAAAGAAAUGAAUUUCACUCUGAGACCAAAAUAGACUUACAAAGUUUUGUAUUUCACACUGCUGUGGUCUAUUAUUACAUAUAUCAUUAUUAUAUAUAUCAUAAUGCUAGCCAGCAAAGGUAUGGAAACAUCUGCUCAAAACCUUCAAAGUUGAGUGAGUUUUUCUUCAUGAGAAUACCAGCCAAAGACAUUGAUGAAAAGUUGUUAGCAAAGAAUUUUGUAAAAAAAAAAAAAAAAAAAAAAGUUUUAUGAAUGUAAUCAGUUAACAUCACCUUUCUUUGGCAAAGGACGAAUAGACUAUUUUCAACUCAGAAUGAUGAGAGAUGGAAAAAUUGUAAUGUAAAUAUUUCAGAUGCACAGAAUAUGUAUGUACAGUUUUUACCACAGUGAAUGUGUAACAUCUUGGCAUCUUGUGUCAUGUUUUACACAAGGGCUGGUGUUCAUAGUAAUGUUUUCUAAUUUUUCCAUAGUCGAUCUAUAAUAACUUCACUAUAUACAAAUUUAAGAUGCUCAGAUAAUUGAAUAAGCACCUUUAUGUCCUUGUUCAUCUAUAUCACAGGCCAGCAAUAUAAGCAGGUAUAUACUUCUAGCAUGUUGUUUUAUGUACUGUAAAUAUUUUUCAAAGCAAAGGGAACAAAUGUUUAGUUUUAUUUCUAUAGAGAAUUUCCCUGACCCUAAAGAAUACAUUUUGAAAUGGAACAAGUUUACAAAGAUAUAACCCAAUCUAUUUUCUUAUUUGUCUCCCUUGUAUCUGUUUGUGAUGAGUAUGUUUUUUAAAUAGAACUAUAUCCAAAUUUUUCUAAGACUACAGUGCAUAGUUUUCUUUAAAAAUUUUGAGAUUAUGAAUGCCAGGAAUAUUGUCAUCCCUUGAGCUGAUGGCUGCCAGUAAGAUUCUUCAAUCCCUGGGAUCUGUGGGCAUGCAUUCAAUGUAAGCAUAAAUUAGAUCAUUUUUCAAAUGUAUACACUAAGGUGCAUAGUGGGUUAGGAAUUUUUUGUCAAAAGAAUGUGUAUUUUAGGGAUUUCAGAGAACUGCAGUCAUGGAAGAGAUUUUUUUUUGUUAGAUUCUUAUAUACAAGAGAGAGAUGAGAGUAAAUUGGUUUAAAAAAAAAGUAUGUGUGUUAAUUUUAUUCAAGAAUGCCAGUAGAAAAUUCAUAAUGUAUGUAUUGAAGAAAAAUGAGUAUUUUUCAAUUAAGUAUAAAGGUUUGUUUGUUGUCGUCGUUUUAGAGCUACUCCAUUUUAGACACCACACUUCAAAUAUGGCGGGGGUUUUUUUGUGUGUGUUAUUUAUACAAAGUUCAGAAUUCCUGGUAUUUUGGUUAAAAAGAAAAUAGUUUCUUACUUUCUCUUCAGCGCCAUAUGCUAUUUUUUUAGCCUUAAGACUUUUGAUUAUCUAGUUUUUUGGAGCUGGUUUUAAAAUGCAUAUUAUGUAAGAAAAAAAAUGCCUCACACAUAAAGUUUGAAAUUUUUUGGUUGGAAGGAAGGAAAGGAGAGAAAUGUUUUUUAUAUUAUCUUUAAAGCAUUUUAGUAGUUACCAAAUGCACAAAUCAUCUAAAAUGAUAAUAUAUUUUUAAAGAUUUCUAGUAAAUAUUUUGAUGAAAGUUGAUUAUAAUUUUUUUUAACCUAUAAAGACCCCUCAAGGAUCUGUACUUGUAAUGCAUUUUUAGAGAUCUGAUAUUCUGUUACUUUUCAAGUCAAAAGUAGCAUAUCAUAUACUAUUCUUGAGUUCAGAUUUUUGUACUAAAACUUAAAACUAGAUUCUUAAAAGUCAGUAGCAUUUUGUUUGUUUAUAAAAACAAAGAUGUUAACUGGGUUUCUUUUUAUAAAGUUUUAAUGUUACACUUUUUAGUUUUAGGAGAAAAGUCCCACAUAAACAUCUUAAGUUUUUAGAACAGGAUGACUUUAUUGUAAAAUUCUAAGUUUUCAAGAGAACUAUUAUUCGUUGAGGAUUUGUGAUGCUUUAAAUUUUGAUUCUGACCAUACCUAAAAGGAAAUUAACCCUGCAGCUGUUUAGUUGAUCUGCACAAAACACAGGUAAGUAAUUCUUGUACCAGUUAAUGCCAAAGUGUUUCUUCCAAUUAAUAUUCAGAAAUGAGGGUGAAGGUUUUCUUAGAGUUCUGUUAUUCUGUAAAUAUUUCAGUAUAUUAAGUUAUACAAUCUUUAUAUAAACAAUUCCCUUUAUCCAUGGUUACCUACUUUAGGAAACAGUCAUUUUUUCAUAUUAUUUAUAUAUAUGCUGCCAGUAGCACUAUAAUUUGCUGUGGAAGAGGGCUUUCUUACAACCCAAGAUUUUUGACUUAAAGUCAAGUGAAAUUUUUAUCACAAUAUAACUUCUGAUAUUUAAAUUUUAUUUAAACAGUUUAUUAUGGAGUAGACAUUAGAAACUACCUAUGGUUCUAUAUCUGGGAGCCAUUCUCCAAGGGGAUGGCAUGAUGUGGUCAGACUGAAACUGUAUUAUUUUCUUCACUGUGCCUUUAAGCAUGUUCCCACAAAAUUGAAAUACUGAUGUAAUAAAUACUCAGAAGUUA